Molecule: messenger RNA, 38314 nt
Organism: Lymnaea stagnalis (great pond snail)
Lineage: Eukaryota; Metazoa; Mollusca; Gastropoda; Lymnaeidae
Source: the annotation of a GenBank genome assembly
CAAAUGUUUAAAUUAAAAUUAAAACGUACUUAUUGUGAUAUGAAAUUACUAAUUUUAAAUUGAUUUGAGUUACAGUUACAGUUACAGUUUGGAGUUUCAGUUAGUAAGAGUAGUAAGAGUAAGUUGUGUUAGUGUUACUAACUUAGUUAUGAUGAAUAUAUAACUUUAACUUUAUUAUUAUAGUUUUAUUUUUAUAAAUAUUAAUAAGUCAAGUCAGCUAAUUUGGAGAGAUAGCACCCUGACGUCAUUUGCGUGUUUUGUCCCUGGUUCUGAUAAGGUCAAAACCCUGGUUCUGAUAGAGUCAAAACCCUGGUUCCGAUAGGCGGAUAGGGUCAAAACCCUGGUUUCCGAUAGGUGGAUUGGGUCAAAACCCAGGUUAGGUUUAGGGAUACAUUUAAGGUUCAGGUUAGGUUUAGGGAUACAUUUAGGGUUCAGGUUAGGUUCAGUGACAGUGAAUUAUAAAAGUUCACAGGUCGUGGCAACCAAGAAGCCGGCCGUGUGAUUUGUGAUGGCUCCAAUUGUCUGCAUAUACCGUUAUUGUCAUUGGCAUUGGAUGGGAUGAUUGCAGAAAAGUGGCUAGUGCCAGUGGUCAGUGGGAUUAAAGUUAAUGUUGCCAGGUGUCCACUAUUUGAGCGGACAGUCCGCAUUUUUUACAUUAUGUUCACUUUUUUUUUUUCACAAAAUAGUGGACAUUUUUUUAAUUCAAAAGCUUUAUGAUAAAAUGGUUCCAAAAUCUAAAGCUGUACGGUCUAAGAGAAUAGGGUUAGGAGAAUCGCAUUUUGUCUUUUUUUUCAUAAGUUAGAAUGAGACAAAGAUCAAAUAUCCAUUGAACUCGAUUCUCCUAAAAUAAUUAUUAAUCAUACGAUGAUAUUCAAUUGUUUCAAGACAUUUAAUAAAAGUAAAUAAAAUUAUUUGCGUAAUAUUUUUCUUAACUCGCAUUUACCUAUUAUUUUUAUGUUAUACUUUUUUCUUAGUUGGAUAGGUAUGUGUUGGAACACUCAAUAACUUAUCAUCAUUUGAGGUUCAAUGAUUACUAGCCUCAAUAUGUAGAGUAUGAAUUUGUCAAACCAAAGACUUUGUUGAAGCAUUAUAAACAUAAAAGUUAAUCAUUUUUUUCAUGUAAAUACUAUUUUGCUGUGUUCUAAUUAAACCUAUAAAUUAUCAGCAGCCCAUAGCCAAAAUAGCCAAGAAAACUUAGAAAGGGCAGAACAAUGAAUAUUUCAUCAUUCUUGAAUUUGUUCCGAAAGAUAAAUUCAUGGAUGUAUCAAAUGUAUGUCUAAGUCUACUAGUAUACUAGUGCCGCUAAACUAAAAGAACUGGGACUUUUUUUUCAGUUUCAGUUUGACACUGAAAAUUGAACUGGCCUGGGAUUUCCUUCUUUACUCUUUUACUUUUAUAUCUAGUAAAUCUUGUAAUUAAAAAAAAUGAGUGAGAGUAAAUCAUCUAUUAUGUGUGAUAGGACAGUGUUUAAACUAGACAACCAAAAGUUGCACAAUGUUCAAUACAUUCCACAAAUUUGAAAUCGGGCACCUAAACUGGAAAUUACCCACAAGUGCAGGGGCCUAAAAAAAGCCUACUAUGACCAAUUAUUAAAUAAAAUAGCCUAUUUAAAUUUACUCAUCAGUAAUUUUAUAAAUUUGUUGUAGGCUAUUGUACGCCUAUAUUAAUAAUUAUUCUUUACUUAGUGGCUAAAGGCAAGGGUAGGCUAACUAAACACUCCUUCAUUGUUACAUUGUUACUCAAAACUUUAUCAGUCUAUCAGUGAGUAGCCUUAAUACUAGUAGAUAAACUAUAAAGUAGGUAGCCUGUGGCUAAAGUCCUAAGCCUAAGCAAUUGUUUAUUUUAAACUUUAAUUACAUAUUUUUAUAAGCCAGACUACAAAUGUGUGAGAGUAGAGGUGGAGAAUUAAUUAUAAAUAAUAGUAAAAUACUGGAGAGAUGGGCUGAAUAUUUGAGGGCAUACUUAAUGCAGAAAAUGGACAAAAUGAAGAUUAAAAAAACAACAACACAUAAAGGACCAGACCCCUUAAUAACUAGACACAAACUUUUAACUAAAAUCUGCCAAGAAAAGAAAAUUCUUAAAUGAAAGAAAUGACUUACUAUAGUAACAGAAAUAAAAGAAAGAAUAGCUGGAAACAAGGCAUACUUAAGUAGUCACAAAAUAAUCAAAAAAAAUUACAAGAAAAACAUACACCAAUGAUAAGAUACAUGGGAGAAAAAAUUACCCUGGAAAGUAUACAGAACAAGAAAGGAUGAAUAUGGAUGGAGUAUAUGAACCAAAAAGAAAUUGUGUGGACUAUAACCAUAACAGGCUGCCAUGCUACAAGUAGAAAUAAAAAAGGGCAGGCUGGGCUGGGGGGGGGGGGUGUUGCAUUUAGAAAGAAUGCCAAAUGACAAAGAAGUGAAGAGGGUGCAUCACCAAAACCCCAGAGGACAAUGGCUUGGAUGGAUAGAUGAUGUGGAAAAAAAUCUACAGCAGCUGAGAAUCUUAGCAUGGAAAAGAAAAGGUCUGAGUGGAAGGAAGUGGUGAGGCAGGCCAAUGAUUGCAUUAAUUGUAAUUGUAGAUGUGUGUUCGCGAUGAAGCAAUAAUGCAAAUUUAUGCAUCUCAGCUGACACUGAAUUAGCUAAACUUUAAGUGGAUAAAAUUUUGCCAAAUAGGGUUUUAAAAAUAAAAAUAAUAACAGUGAACAGAAUGCUCUUUUCAUUAUUAUUAAAUUAAUACUGGCGUCUAAUAAUACUCAAGUCUAAUUCUACUAGUAGUCGAAGUAGACUCGACUGUAUUUUUUACCGUCCCUUUUUCUAAUGAUCUACUAAUGAUACUUGAAUUUUAUUGUGAAAGUCAGAUAAGGAUCCUUUAAAAUUGUAAUAUUAUUUUCAUAAUUUAUAUCACUACUACUGACAGUUAAAAAAAAAAAUUUGUAUUCAUUGACUCUUACUAUAUGUUCAUUAUUUCCUUUUAUUGUCAUUGCAUGCAAUAGUUUCAGUAAAUUUACUUUUUUAAAUAUCAUGGGGUCAAAACUUUUAAUAGUAUAUUUCUUUUUUUUGCAUGGUCCUUUAGUCAUCUUGAAUAUUUUACAAUAAAUAAAAACUAAAGAUUCAUGAACAAUUUUUGUACAUUAUAUUAUUAUUUCUGGGAGCCAGACAUGCUAUUUUCAGUGCAUUGAUUUCUAUUCAACAGUACAAUUGAAACUUGUCUGGUGACUAAUAGAUGUGCACAUAGCAAAAUUUAACUAUGGGAUUUAUUGGUUUUAAAGACAUAAAUUUAAUUUUUUUAAAACUUCAAUACUGUGUGAUCAUUCUUAGUGGUUGGAGUAAAUUAAUAAUGGUUGGUAAUUUAAUAUUAAUUAAAGUAGAAUUUAUAAUAAAUCUUAGCAUUUCUUUGGUAUGAACAAUAGGAAUCUUGAUUUCUUUCCAUCCACCAUCCACCUAAAAACUCUAACCAUUAUUAUUUUGCAGGUGAAAAUUUCAUUAGAAAACUAUGGAUGCAAAAGAAAUCAAAACAUGUUUAAAAGGGGCAAGAGACGCAAUUCGAGAAAAAGAUUAUAAAGAAGCUCUUCGGCAAAGCAAGGUUGGGUCAACAUAAAUUAUUAAUAUUAAUUUAUGGUUCCUAUGUUAAUUUUAUGAAAAAAUUAAUCAAAGCAGUGUGAUAAUAACAUGAAAAAAUCAAACAUUUAAAUGUUUAAUGAAAGUAGUUUUAUCAGAAAACCCAAAAAUGUCUAUAAAAAAAAAAAUAUGCCCUAAUUAAUUUAAAAUAAGAUGAUAUGAACUAUGAUCUUAUUGAAAAUUCAGUUAAUUUGAAGGAAAUAGUUUAAUCAAUGCUUUGUUAAAUUAGGAAACUAAACAAAUUAACAAACUAUUAAAGUGAAUAAUAGCAUUAGGUUAAAGACUUUGGUAGCUACGUGCAGUUUAGCCAGAUUGAAAAUAAUUUUUUAAAUCUAUAAUUUAGUUAUGUCAUGUGUAAUUAUUUAAGAGAUAUCUAUUAAAAAAGGUGAAUUUAAAUUUUUAAACAAUUUUACUAUCUCUAAUAAUUAAAAUAUAAUCCCCACCCUGUUUUUCCCUAUUUACUGACCGUACCAUUUUAAAAUGAAAUGAUUUAGCUGCUUUAAGAGUAUGUGUGGUUUCAACUCAUUUGGUAUUCCAUAAAACAUUAAACCUAAAAAAUCAAACCAGCAGAAAUUAACAUGUGGUAAAGGUGGCUGUUUUGUCAUUAGUUGCUACUCUUCAAUAACUCACUCUCAUUAUGUUGCUCCCUGCAUUGAUUCUUUUCAAAACCAGGCUGUGCUUGCUGUAGAGAAAGAUAAUUACAAUGCUCUUGUAUUUGUGGGCCUGGCAGCAGAGGGUAUGGACCAGCCAGAACAGGGAUUAAAGGCCUACAAGCGAGCAGCUGAAAGACAACCGGAGCAGCUCCUUGCAUGGCAGGUAAACAUGAAUGUUGUGCUUCAAAAUCUAUUUUGGAGUGUUUCAACAAUAAAAUUUUAAUUGAUUGUGAAUGUAUAAUUGAUACAGCUUUCUAAUGUUAUUCACCUAGGGGGUGGGGUGGGGGGAGGGGUGGGGGCAGAGUGUCUAUACAUUUCCAAGGUAUGUUAAAUGGACAUGUAAUAGGGCUCUCAGUUACAUCCUAGAGGUUUAUUGCUCCGCUACCCAGAUAAAAUGUUAAUCUGUGCGCAACAACUUGUGUCGAAGCAGAGCAGGUUUGCUAUUUGUAAAAAAUUACAGAAGGCUCAACUUCAGAUCACACUACUGCCAUCCUAAAAACACUGAAUUAUUUACCUUAUCAAUACAAAAUAAAAUAAAUUAAUCUAACGAUCUUAUUAAUAUUGUAAUUAAUUAUAUUAAGUUAUUAUAAGAGUGUUUGAAAUCAUCCUCUGCAAAUAAACUAAAUAUAUGCAAUGGAUUUUAUUUAUUAUUCCUGAAAAGAAAAUCUAUAUAAUUAUAUAUUUUUGGAAGUAAGAUACAAGGCCAAUUUUGUCCAGCUACAUUUGGCUUUCACUUAAUCUUCCUACAUUGUACAUGCUUUCUGAUGACCUCACUGCCAUAAAGACCUUCUUGAGGACAGAUACGAAGCAGACAAUAUCUACAUUUUUGAGACAUCGCUGUUUACUAUACAUCUUCCUGGGGGAAGUUGAAUAGCAGUUAUGGGGAAAAUAUAGCCUCAGUGAUUCAUUGAUUGCCAAGAUGUACCAGGUGCUGCCUCAUCUAGAGCAUUCUUGGAUACCUCCUGAAAUAUGGCCUCUCUUACUUUAUUGCAGGCCUGCACAGCUCAAAAUGUAAGGCGGGCCGUAAUACUUAUUGAAAAAAUUGUGCAGGCCGAAAGAAAAUAGGACGGGGUGAAAGCUAUUAAGAAAAUAUUCGUAAAAAAGAAUAUUUAGGUACUUUGGGGGCCAUAUGUUGUGCAGGCCUGUUUCAUUGUGUCUAAAUGGGUACCUUCACAAAAGACUCCUGCUCUUGUAUUGGUCCUUCCUGUUUCAAUAGAAACCUAUCAGGUGCAACCAAACAUCCAGCGACAGAUCUGGACACAGUCUGAGCAAAGUGUAAAUAUAUGUCAUGUUAUACUAAAGCCUAUUCUCUCUUAAGUUGCUCAGUCUACUAGUUGCUCUCCUUCUUUCUAUCCUCCCCUUGUAUUGACCCUGAAGCUAUAUUCUUGUAUGAUUUCAUGACUGACCAGUUGUAAAGUGGACCAUAUCACUACACUUAGGUGACUAGAACUGGUUGAAUCUUUCUUUCCAUAGGAUCAUGAAAGUCCUUUCAAAGACACAGCGGACAAUCCUCUGCUGAAGUACAAAAAUUGCCUAAACUAAUUAAAAUGCCUUAGAAAGAUCCUGAACAUCAAAUGGCAAAAUACCAUCACCAACAAAGAUUUACUAGAAAGGACUUAUCAGGUGCCCAUUGAUGAAGACAUCAUAAAGAAAAGAUGGAGGGUGAUAGGGCAUACUUUCCAAAAACCCCCAGAUAGCAUCACAAGACAAUCCCUAACAUGGAAUCCACAGGGAAAAAGAAAGAGAGGAAGGCCUAAGAAUACAUGGAGACGCAAGCUAGAGGCAGAAUGAGGGAUACACCUGGAAGCAACUGGAAUGGAAAGCACAGGACCAUGAUGAAUGGAAAAUUUUUUGUUGACGGCCUAUGCCCCAGAUGGGGUAAAAAGGCAUAAGAAGAAGAAGAAUAUAAUGAAAGUUUUGAAUGCCAGGAGACAGUAGGUUGUGGAGACUGGGCAAAGAGUAAAUCCUGCCUGGAUGACAUGCUUGAAGGAAUGCUCCCCAAUGGAAAUGCUGUGCAUGGUAAAUGGAAAGUUUCAACAUCUCUGAUCACAGUGUUGAGACAUGGAGCAUACAAGUACUGGUUUUGGGUGAAAAGUAAAGCCACAGAAAAAUCAGUAAAUAUCAUAUUGAUGAAAAUUUUAUAUUUUUAUUUGUAGGGCCUAGCUAACAUUGUUGACAAAAAUCCACAACUUAUGGGAACAGAUGAAGCUAAAUCCAUCUAUGAGAAACUUGUGUUCUUAAGUGCAAGGUAGGUUCAUAUAUAUUCCUCUAAAUAUUUUUUUUCCCUAAAAAUGAUACCAGUACUUUAAGCAUAUGUAGUUUAUAAAACAUAUUCUUAUAAAAUUUGUUAUUAAAAUAAAAAAUUUGGUUUCUGUUAAAAAAAUAUGUUAAGUAUAAAUAAACAUUUUUAAAAUUCAACUAAUUUAGUCUGGUUUGUUUUGAAUUAAAAAAAAAAGUUUUUAGCAUGCGUCUACACUCAGGCGUUUUCCAUGUAACUGAAAGUAAUUCACAACGUAUUUAAAGUUUGUUUUUUUUUCACAUUAAAUAUUAACAUCAAGUUGCUUUUGAUUGCAGCGACCACAAAAAACUGAUUGGUUAUUCUCACAAGCUUGUUGAAUUGUUUAUUAAGUCUAAAGAUAUGGAUAAGGUAUGUGCAAAUAGUACACAUUUCUUCAGCUAUUAGCAAUUUUGGUAUUAUAAUUGGUUUUGAUAUUUUCAAUUGUAUUUUGUUAGAUUGAAUCUUGAAUCUGCAUUUUUCUGACCAUUUAAAGUUUAUUACCUAAUAUUUACCUUUUUGAGAUACACAUUUUUUCCAAUUGUUUAGUUCUAGAUAAAAUAUAUGUUUUUAAUUGUUUGAAAUUUUAUAGGCUCUUGAGACCUUAACAAAUCUACUAAAUCUGGAGAAGGAAGGAGAUGGAAGAUUGAUUUCUCAGCGCUCUAUAAUAACAUUACUAGCUUCAUCAGCACCAAAGCUGACCCGAGACAAACUUGAUUUGGUAAAAGUUUGAAAAGCUCAUGCAUUUUUGUUCUGUUCUUUUUUUUUAAAAUUUAAGAUUGAAAAUGUUUUUGCUUAGACAUUAAAUUAAAAACUGUAAGCUAACCAAGGUAAUUUUGCUUACAAAAAUUCAGCUUAGAUGAAGCAGUUUCAAUUGUGGUAAAGCUUUGAACAACCUUUGGAUUAUUGACAUGAGAAAAUCCUGAACAAAAGUUUUAGAUGAUUUCACCCUUUUUCCCUAGAUCCCUAAGAUAUAGUUAACAUAAUUAAUGAAGAAAGGGAAAACUCUGACUACAAACUUAUUUUGCCUUGGUCAAGACUUUUGGAGUAGACUCUAACAGAAAAAUCCAGAGAGGUAGUCCCUUAAGCAUUAUGACAUUGUAUUCAAUGAAAAUUCUGGCAAUGUUCUUGGUGUAAUAACCAUUUGGUGUUCCCUUUGAUUUACCUGCUGCAUUUGACAUUGUAUUCUAUGGAAAUUCUGGCAAUGUUCUUGGUGUGUCAACAAUUGAUGUUCUCUUGGGUUUACAUGCUACAUUUAGAAAGGAAUAUGUCAACUGGGAAACAGUUGAUUCUCCAUUAAAAAAAAUAAAUCUAGCCUGGGUUAGAUACAUUCAGCAAAACUACACCUUAGUCUCCUAAAGAGAGUCAAAACAGUAAUAAAAUAUCAAUGAAUUGGUUGGUUACUUGUAAUGGUAUUCAACAUCUAACUGGCUUUCACUCCAUAAUUAUUAAAUGUUGAGGCACAUGAUAGAUUUUGAAUAUCAAAUGUUAUAGAUAUAGUAAACUUUGAUAGAAUUUUUAAUAAAUGUGUUUUAUGGACAGUAUCAAACUGCAUUACUGGAAGUCCUACAAUCACCAUCAUUGAGCCAGGAAGAAAUUAAUGAGUACACUUCACAGUUUCUUUUAUUAACUAGCCAGGUUUGUUGUUUAGUUAUGAUUUUUAAAGUUUCCAUGGGUUUUUUUUCUUUGUUUUUGCAUGUUUAUAUAUAUAUAAAAAAAAGAAAUCUUAUCCUCCAUUUGUAUAAGUAAACCACAAUAAAUAACAUUAAAUUACAUUAAAUAACAAUUAACUUUGUGAUAUGCUCUCUCUUGUCAAAAGAGUGUACUGGUAAGCAUUGUUUUAAAAUAACACAUGCGGUACCAAGACUUCAAAAUAAAUUUCAAUCAGUCACGGGUUCGAAUCCUGGUGCUGGCACCCCUACGGGUAGAUGAUGCUCGUUAAAACCUUGGCUGGCAAGUUCAUCUAGGAGAAGGAAACUCCGACUUCAAAAUCCUCCGCUGCCUUGCGGCUAUACCCGCUCUUCGGGAAAGGCUAAGGGAGUAAACCCCGACAGAAAAUCAGGAAAUGGAGCACCUACAGGCGGUCUAUACAUAAGACUCUUAUGUACAUACCGGCAGCUCCUGCGACGCCAACGGCAGCCAAGCCGCAUCGACGCAAGUCGUUCCCUUGGUUACACCAUUGACGUGGAGAGGGGGGAUAUGCUGUAUGGGCAGCAGCUAAUUCUCCAUAAUACCCGCCCAGGCUUGCAUCACCUCUGGAGAGGACACUCCAGCGUCGCCGCAAGGUGUCGACAAAACACGGGAAGCAGCAGUUACCGGUUAUAAGCCAAAAGCUCAAUUGACGUAGAGCUAGGCGCCAGGGGCUGCUUCCGACGGUGGGAGAGACUACCAAUGUCUCACUGGACAGCUACCGCCCGCCUCAAACUGGGCAGCCCCCAGUCAAAUAGGUGCUAUCCCGUCAUGGCCUGCCUUCUCCACUGGGUGCGUGGAGAUUAGAGUACCACUCAACAAGUGGGCCACUAAGCCCUGCACCAAGAAACACAAAAAAGAAAAAGAAGACCCCAGCUCUUCGAAUCGCUAGCUGGAACGUGAGGACUAUGUGUCCCGGCAUCACUGAUGACCCGCAGUCAAUAAACGACACACGGAAGACAGGAAUAAUCGAUAGAGAACUUAAAAGACUAUAGAUUGACAUCGCUUGCCUUCAGGAGACCAGGCUCCCAGACAACGGUUCACUCAAAGAGGCAAAUUACACUUUCUUCUGGCAAGGCAGACCAACAAACGAACCUAGACAGCAUGGUGUAGGUUUCGCUGUUAAGAACACUCUUACACCAUUCAUUGAUCCCCCGUCAUCAGGCACGGAGAGGAUCCUCACUCUAAGACUCAGAACAGCUGCGGGCCCAGCAAACAUUCUUAGUGUAUAUGCCCCAACUCUCUGUUCAACUCCGGAAGAGAAGGACCAGUUCUAUGGAGCUUUAGACCAGGCAAUAGCCAGCAUCCACAAAGACGAGGCAAUCUACCUCCUGGGAGAUUUCAAUGCUAGAGUGGGGAGCGACCACGAAGCCUGGCCCACAUGCCUUGGACUCUUUGGAAGAGGAAAGAUAAAUGAAAAUGGACAGAGGCUUCUGGAAUUGUGCUGCUCACGAGGCUUGUGUGUGACCAACACUUACUUCAAGUGCAAGGAUAUACAUCAAGUAUCUUGGAGACACCCUCGAUCCCGCCAAUGGCACCAGCUGGACCUCAUCAUCACCAGGCGUGCACAACUAGCUAGCAUCCUACUCACUCGCAGCUAUCACAGUGCCGACUGUGACACGGAUCACUCCCUUGUCGCCAGCAAGGUACGAAUAAUGAGGAAAAACUCGUACCACACCAAGAAAAAGGGAUGUCCACGUAUCAAUACCUUCUGCAUGAAAGACCCUGCGCUAACGCAGCUGUUCACAGACAAGGUGAAGGGAGGUAUCUCAAGGAUGUCCCCAUGUGUCACCAUUGACUCGAAAUGGACGCAUCUCAGAGACACAAUCUAUACAUCCGCAAUACAGGCCUUUGGCAAAAAAAAAUCUCACAAAAACACGGACUGGUUUGAUGAACAUUGGGACGAGAUGAAACCUGUCACUGAAGCCAAAAGGAAAGCUCUUACGGCUUACAAGGAAAAGCCUACACCCGACAGGUUGCAUGCCUUAAAAACAGCCAAGUCACUUGCCCAAAAGGUUGCACGUAAUUGUGCCAAUACCUACUGGCUUAACCUCUGUUCCAGCAUACAGUCAGCUGCAGAUAUGGGCGAUGCAAAAGCAAUGUACGAAAACAUCAAAAAGGCAACUGGCCCCUUGACGUCCAAAGUUGCUCCUCUAAAGUCCAAAAGUGGAGAAAUUAUCCAAGACCAGGCAGCACAGCUAAAACGGUGGGUUUAGCAUUAUCUGGAAUUGUAUUCAACAGUUACCACAGUCUCCAGCACCGCUCUAGAUGACAUCCCAGAUAUGCCACUCAUGGAAGAACUUGAUGUCGUGCCCUCACAGGAAGAGCUGAGCAAAGCUAUUGAUAGCCUAGCUUGUGGAAAAGCGCCUGGGGAUGAUGGAAUACCACCAGAGGCUCUAAAGAGUGGUAAGAUAGCUUUACUCCAACCAUUGCACAAGAUUCUGUCCCUCUGCUGGGAACAGGGCUACAUCCCCCCAGACCUAAAGGAUGCAAAUAUAGUGACACUAUAUAAAAACAAAGGUGAUAGGAGUGAUUGCAAUAAUUAUCGCGGCAUUUCACUCCUUAGUAUUGUAGGAAAGGCCUUUGCCCGUGUCAUACUAACACGUUUACAGAGUCUAGCAUCCCGUGUCUAUCCAGAAUCUCAGUGCGGUUUCCGGUCUGGGCGGUCUACCAUAGACAUGGUGUUCUCCAUACGACAGCUCCAGGAAAAAUGCAGAGAGCAGCAGAUGCCACUGUACAUUGCCUUUGUGGACCUUACAAAAGCCUUUGAUUACGUCAGUCGCAACGGGCUAUUCAAAAUACUGGCAAAAAUCGGCUGUCCCCCUCACCUACUUGCCAUCAUCAGAGAGUUCCAUGAAAAUAUGCAGGGUACAGUGCAGUUCGAUGGAGCCAAGUCAGAAGCCUUUCCAGUCAGCAGCGGAGUUAAACAAGGUUUGGGCAUGUUCACAAUCCUUAGUGAAAGACGCCUGAGAUGGCUAGGUCAUGUUAAAAGAAUGAGUCCCGGCCGCAUUCCGAAAGACAUCCAAUAUGGUGAACUUGCUUCGGGAAAGAGGAAAACAGGUCGCCCACGUCUGCGAUUUAAAGAUGUCUGUCAAAGGGACAUGAAAGCAGCCAAAAUGCGUACAAGUGACUGGGAGUGUAAGGCAAAAGACCGAUCUACGUGGCGCACAGUUUUCAAAGAGGGCGUCAUGGUAGCCGAGGAGCGAAGAAUGGAAGAGGCUGCAGACAGAAGAGUUAGAAGAAAGGCCAAAACAUUUAGAAGCACGGAACUCGUGUGUAAAAACUGUGGUAAAGACUGUCACUCAAGGAUAGGACUGCACAGCCACUCGAGAAAAUGCAACCCAACCCAACGGUGAUGCACCAUCGUCUCACGAGACGGAAGGAUGCCGAUUAUAUAAAAUAACACAUUGAUAAUUGUAUCUUCAUAAAUUUACUACCAAAUCAUUUAGCAAUGUAGUGUAUUGCCAAAUUUAAACCUUAUACUCAGUGCAUUGCACAGUUUUCUGGAUUUAAACAAAUUCUUUAUAAAUUUAAAAACUCAUUAAGUAGCCAUGAUCAUUUAUUUUCAAAUAAAGUGAAUUUGAUUUCAGAUUAAGAUAGAAAACAUUCAGGCUGUAAGCCAAGAUCUUGUCAAUAGAUUUCCACAAGCUGCCCCACCAUUGGAAUUUCUAUUGAGAUGUCACCUUGAUGCUAACUUAGGUAACAAUAUAUAUAAUUCAGCCUUAGAAAAACACCCUAGGAAGUUUUCAUAAAUGCUUAUGUAUUAUAAAAAAUAUUAAGAAAGACAUAACAAUGUAGCAGGACUUUAAAAAAAAAUAAAUCUUUGAAAUCUAUUUAAUGUUGCAUAGUGUCAACUUUAGUGGAAUACAGAGUAAAAAGUAUGAAUUAUUAUUUCAGGCAAUGGGAAUGUCUCUGUAGAAACCUGUCAGAUUGUUACACAUUUAACAAAUAAGUUGCUGAGUUUCAAACCUGAAUCACCUUUGAUAAAAGUGGGUCAAGCAUUUAUAGCACUGCAAGAGAAAAGAAUUGUUGAAGCUGUUGAAUUAAUUCAAGGUUUGAGUUAGCAUUCUUAUUUUCUUAGUUCAUUUUUUAUUCUUUUCUGGAAAGAUAAGAUUGACAUUUAAAACUUAUUUCAUUGCAAACUUGUGUGUAGGCAGGUGAGGGGGCCUACUCCUAGAUGACUAUUUGCCACAGUAGUGAUACAAAUUUCUUUUAACACCAACAUGAUGGAAUUAUGUUUGAGAAAUUAAAACAUUCUUUAUGUUUGAAGUGGAAUAUAUAUUAUUUAUGUCUAACAGUAAUUUUAAAUUUAUAUCAAUAGCAAUAAACAGCUGGCAACAGAUGGGAUUAUAAAAAUGUAACUGAUUUAAAUGCCUGAAAAGAUUUAUAAAUUAAACCGUCAUUGAUUUUUGCAGAUUGUACUAGUGACAACAUAAGUGCUGUAUACUUCUUGAGCUAUGCUUUUUUAUUACAACACAAGAAUCAAAUUUGUUUAGAGACAUGUGAAAAAGGUGUGUUUUAUGUUAUAAACUAAAUUAUUAUGAUUUGAAAAGUAAGUAAACUAAAAAUAUAUUAUUUGCAAAUAUUUUAAGCAAAAUUAGAAUGGGUUGGCUUGAAAUUGUAGCUGCUCAUUUCACUUACAUAUAUUUUCUUACAUCCUGCUUUGCUCUGGCAUGUAAUAAAUUAAACAGUUCAAUAAUGACUCCAUUUAUAAAACUAUGUUAAUAGACAGAGUAGAAAAAUUUAAGACAUUUUUCCGUUCUGAGUGAAAUACUAAUAAAAUUUAUUUUUGCUCCAAUCUUAGACCAAAAAAGAAAUUUCAGCAAAAGUUUCUAAAUUGAAAAAAUCAAUCUCAAACUUUAUGCUUUUGCAAAUACUUCCUAUUCCAGUUUUCUGAGUUAGAUUACUUUUGCCAUAUUAAGUGGCAGUCCAAAUGUUACACUUUUACAUAGAUUAUAGGCUUCAGAAUUAACAGUAAACGUCUGCAGUUUAAAAAAAUAAUCUAGAAAUGUAUCUUUUAUAUUGUCAUAUCUUGAAUAAUCUAGCUUGAAGAGAUAAAAAUAUAGUGUGUAUAAAAAAAAAAAAUCAGAUCCAAUUCACUAGCAAUGUCUAAGGAAAGUAAAUUAUUUUUAUUUCAUAAAUUUUGUUUCCCAAUAUAUUGCUUAGCUAAUGAACCGAAAUUUUCAUUUUAAAGGUCUUUAUUUAUAUUUUGAAUAUUUGAAUUUUCCUAAUUUCAUUUGUUUUACAGGUCUAUCAGCCUGUGCAAGUUCAAAGAGAAUGCUAUGUGCUCCUGCAGCCCAUGUCAUGGCUUUAUUCAAGCUUAUUCAGGCUGAAGCUCUUAGGCAAAUAGGAACAAACAUUGCUAGAGAAAAAGCUUUGGCAGUUUUAGAAGAGGUGAGAAGAGGAUGCUAAUAAUAUUACAGACUGAAAGCUUCUUUUUCAGCCAAAAUGUCAGGACCUCAUUAUUUUUUAGCUUAAAUUAUUGCUUUGACUAGAAUUUUAAAGGAUUUAAUUUAAGUAUAGUUAACAUAGAAAUUUAAAUACUAAUAUAUUCUUAUUUGUCAUAUUUCUUCCUUUAUAUAUUUUAUUAUCCUUUAUCACUGAUUCUUAAUUAUAUAAUUCUAGCUAAAAAAAUUAUUAUGUUUAUGAAAAGGUUUCAGAAAAAAUGCCAAAUGAAUCAUUUCUCAUCAAGUCAUUUGUGCUCCUAGAUCAAGGGAAUAUUGAUGAAGCUGAGGUAAACAUAUUGAUUAUUUUAAAAAAAUCAUGUUCAAUGUCAUAAAAUUUAAAAGACAAACUUUUGUAACAUUUUAAAAAUUUAAUAUUAAUCUUAAAAUAUUUAAGUUGUGAGGCAUACAUCUGAACUUGAUUCGGAUUCAUAUGCAUCAUAUAUUGUUAUUUUCAUAUUCUCUAUUUGCAUUUUUAUAAAUUUCCAUUAUGUUGCAAGUUAAGUGCCAGCUAUUUGCCACAAGAAAUGUUGCCUGUCCAAACACUGAAAGCUUCAAUAUUGUUUGAAAAAAUGGACUACAAUGCAGCUUUAAAAAUGUAAGUAGCUUUGAUGAAUGUACAGGGGCUUGACUGAGCAUGAAGUAAAACUGAUAACACUGCUUAUUUUUUAUGUGUAUAAAUCUAGUUUGUUAAUGAGUUCAAAGAUUGAAAUGAUUGGCUGUUUUUUUGGUAAUGAAACAUUUCAAGUAUUUUAAAAUAAUUUAUGUAUCUUCUUUAAUAAAUACAGGACAUAAUUUAUAAUGUGUAUAUUUCAGAUUGGAAAAUGUUUUGAAAGAAGACCCAUCAGAUUUUAUUGCAACGCUGAAAUUAGGUCAAGUUUUUUGGGCAUUGAGAGAGUCUAAAGAGAUAGCAGAAGUACAACAAAAAUGCUUUACAACUCUGCUGAAAGUGAGCUAUCAGAAAGAAAAAAAAAUUGUUUUUAUCUUUGGGAUAAAAUGCAGAUAAAAAUUGAAGAAAUGGUGAAGAAAUUAAUACUGUCCAUUUUUCCAUUUUAUUUUUAUAUUUAGAGAAAACCUUACUUAAUGAAAUUCUUAAAAUAAUUCUGAAACUCUUUUACAGGCUGCAAAACUUGAUCCUAACCACUUUGAGAGUUUUCUGUAUUUGGGUUAUUUCUACAAAGACAUUCAACAGAACUUAGUGUAAGUUUCUCAAUUUUGCUAUUUAAAUUUCUUAAUUUGAUGCACAUUAAACACUGUUCACCUUAAACAUAAAUCAUACCAUUCUGUUCUUCCUUUAGAAGUACUAAAAUUUUAAAGCUUUUUAAAAAAGAAAAUACUCUACAGUAAAAGUCCAGUUUUUUUUAGAAAUUUUAAAUGUGAAACAAUAUCCUAAAUAGCUUCUACUUUUUUGGUGCUUAUGAUAAAAUAAAUAUAUUGUUCUUUAACAGUUAACUGUGUAAUAUGUCAAUGAAUAUCUGCAGCAAAGCAAAAAGAUGUUUUCAGAAGGCUUAUGAUCUGAACCCAGGAUCUGAUCAGUCUGGUUGUGCCUUGGUCGACAUUCUGGUGGAACUUGAAGAAGAGGUAUGUUAUAAAGAUGACCUUGGCCUUAAGAUUAUUUGGCACUGUUUUAAUUGGUUCAACCAUUUUAAUUAUUAUAAAAUUUAACUAUUAAUAAGCACACAUUUAACCUCUAGAUUAUAUUAAAAAAAUCACAUUGAAAUCACAAACCCUGGUUUUGAAUUCAUCUACUCUAGAGCCUAAUUAUUGUGCAGAUUUUAAAAAAUCAAUUUUUCUUUAUAACUGUGGCUAACUUACUAAAUUAGUCUGCAAAAUUUUUCAAAAGUAAUUAUAAUGAAUUUAUGUUUUAUCAGGUGCAGUCUCUCAAAAUACUAGAGCUAGCCACAUCGCAAGCUGCUGCUGGACAGUAAGUUGUCUGUAGAACGUAUAUCAAAGUCUUUUUGUUAUGUGAUUGGCAAACUGUGUCUAGCUGAGAAAUCCAGGUCUUAUGCCUAAUGAGAUUUAAAUAUUUCUCUCUCUGAUCUAAUUUUGCCUGGUAGCUGAACAUUUUUUCUUGUUAAUUUAUGGCAUUUUGCAUAAGACUAACGAAGAUAGUCCAGUGCUUUCCAUUUCAGCCAACGCUUUUUGCCCAUGUUGAUCCUGUUUAUCACACAGUUUAGUUUUAUUUAGUUAAGGUGUUCUCCCCAUCAAGAUUAACUGCCUUGUCAGGCUGACUUCAUUCCACCUGGCCAUUGGCCAAAAGCUGGAGCCAUAGCCAGGCUAAUUUGAACCAGACUCAAUUGUAAUGAGCCUGAUGUGCUAAUAUCCCACCAUUAAGGUGCCAUUUGAAUCGUGCCCCACUGUCUCUUAUUUUUAACUUUACAAGCAGCAGUGUUUACUGAUUUACAAAUUGUCUAGCGUCUCAAAAAAGGAACUUUAAAAAAAUAUUCACAAGAUUCAAAGGGGAUGUAGGAUAGGCCAGUUGAUAGGCUUUUUGGCUUAUGGCAGCACUUUAACAAAAUAAGUCCUCAGUAUAGCAGCAUGCAUGAUUAUUCCAAGGAAUUCUUGUGUUGUUUUAUUUCACGGUAGCAAGUAAACAAAGCGAGUGAUAUCUUUCAAAUGAAUUGACAUUUUGUAACUCUUCUGUGUUCAUUUUUCUGCUCAUAAGUCUGGUCCUAUAAACAUAUUAUGAACAUCAACCUGGAUUUAAAUUUUUAUUUAAAAAAAAAAUUAGCUACAUUUGUGUGAUCCAUUGUGCAUUAACACCCCAUUUAUUUUCACAAUAGAUUUUAGAUUAUUUUACCAUCACGAUGAGAAAAAAAUCUUACCAUAAAUGAUAUUUUUUAUGUAUUUGAAAGGUGAUGAGAGGAAAUUUAGUAGUGCCAAUGUGUAUGUUAUGCCUCCAGAAGAUUGCGAUGAAACAGAAGGAGAUAGUAAUGAUGAAGCUGAAGGAGAUAGUAAUGAUGAGGCUGAACUAAAAAGGCAUCAAUCAUCUUUCUGGAAAGCAAUUUCAAGUUCAAGCUGAAGCCAUGUUUUGCAACCAGCUAGUGAAAAUAAAGACAUAGAAGUGUUCCAAAAUGAUUCAAAUCCCCGUCCAGAUCUGGCAUGCAAAAUAUGGGCUGCCAGAGUUGGCAAAAGGUUUUCUCAGUAUGGAAAAAAACAAGAAAUGCGUUGUGAAAACUCAACUUGUCAGAACUUUCAGAGCUUUUCACAGAAAUUGGACCAACAUGUCAGUGUGCAGCAGCCAUCAAAUAAUUGAGAGGAGUCGACAAUGAAAGUGAUAUCGGAAGCUGCUGGCAUUUCUGAUUAAUGCUUCAGGCAGCAUUGCAUUGCAGAUGUAUCAACUGACACCAGCAUAUCAAACAAGACCACUUGAUCUUCUCCAGUUCACUUGAGAGAUUGUCACUACAUAAUUUAAGGUUUAGUCUAGUUGGCCAGGCGGCCAUCCCAUGCUGAAUCCACAGAAGCUCUGCAAAAUGUACCAGAUGCAUUACACUAUGAAAAUGAAAGACAUAUCAUUACUGCCAACCUAAAGCAAAUUAGAUGCAGCAAAAAGGCAACAAAGAAGUGUACAAAAUGCUGUGUCAGAGUCCAUGCAAAGUGCUUUGAAAGCUUUCAUUGUAUAUCACUCAUAUAUGUCCUCUAUCCCCAAAAUGUAUUUUUUUACUGAAUACACAAAUUUGAAAAAAAUGACUUGUGGAAACUUUUUUUUAGUUCAAUAAAGAUAUUGAUAUCAAUUUUCUUUGAAAUAUUUUCAAUGAAACUAAUUUGGGGAUUGAUUAGUUUCUUAUCACACUUUUACUAACACAAAAAAAGAUGUGUUUGUUGGAUGUGGCGAUUGGUUUUGCCUAAUACACACCAGUUUUAACAUAUGUUCAUAUAAUUUAGAAAGUGUAAAGUAUUUCAAAUUUUAUUUAUGUAAUUUUCAACCACUUGUCAACAAUUAAAACAUAUGCUUAAUCUCCUGAUAGAGUCAAGUGGGCCUGGCUCAGACUUGGCCUGCACCAGAUCAAGCACGAUGACCCUACCACAGCAAUAACAUCUUUACAAUCAGCCCUCAGAGCUGACCCCAAUGAUAAGUAAGUAUUCAUUACCAUUUAGGUAUGUUAAAUUCCAUCAUGUUGUCUGUGAAAUAUAAUUGAUGUAUGCUAAUAGCCCAUUCCUUCAAUAUUUAUAGUCUUAACUGAACACUUAGUUGUUAGGAUUUGGUUUAUUUUUUUCUCAAUCUGCAUUAAAUUUUUUCAUAAAUUUUAUGAUUACACAUAAUUGUUUCAUAUUGAUAUCCUUGUCUUGAUUGGGUAUUGUAAAUUAAAAAUUAUCUCUUUUUUUUUUCUCAAUUCUUUACUGUCCUUUUCAUCCAUAUUAUAUUUAUAUAACACUACCUUUUAUAUGUCUUCCCUUACAAUUUACACAUUGUAAAUUUCAACCCUAGAAAAAGUAAUCAAAUAACAUUAGAUCUAUACUUAGGGGUUUUGUUAAUUUUUUUAAAAGCUGGUCUGGUAAAUGUAGUUUUAGACUUACAAAAUUUAAUUUGGUAUAUUUAAGGAAACAAUUUUAAAAUAAGCUUGUGCAUGCAUUUGCAAUAUUUAUUAUAUCAUUAUAAAAUGUUUAGUAUAUUUAAAAUUAUUUCUUAAGUAUUUCUCCUCAAAUUGUUAAAAUACUUAUAAAUUUUGUUUGAAAUAAUCCAAAUGUAAAGAUUUAAAUUUUUUUUUAUUUCAGCCAUGUUUGGGAAUGUCUUGCUGAAGCUUAUCUUCAACGUGGAAGCUUCACGGCCUCAUUGAAAGCAUUUUCUAAAGCCUCUGAGGUAAUUUCUAGCUUAAUUGUUGUCAGUUGCACUGUUGUAUUAUUUUCUCAUAACUACAUUUAGUAGGGUCACAAUUAUAUCACAAUUUUUCCAAAUUUUAUGUUUUCAUAGAGCUAAUGUUUUACUCAAAUUUUAUUAAAAUUUAAGAAAAUACUUUUCAUAAACUGAUUUUAAAUAUUAAUAAUGUAUAUUUUUUAUUAUUCUUUAUUAAACAUAUUCAUUUUUAUAUUGAUUUAAUUAAUUAAUUUAACUGUAUAUAAUGACACAAAAAUACAAAUCUACAGUUUAAAUAUUCAUUUGUUAUUUUUAUCAUAAUUAAAGGAAUGCUUCCAAGCUUCCACAUACCUCGUUUUGCUAUUUCAUUUAUUUUUAUCAAUAUUUUUUCAAUAGUGUCUAGUUUAUUUCUCUAAUUUUCAGCUGGAUCCUAACUCAUUGUACUGUUUAUACAAGUAAGCCUUAUUAGAUAAUAUAUUUAAAUUUAUUUAAUAUGCAAAUUUAUUAUAUUACAUCUUUAACUCAGAAUUAUUAUUUAUACAGUUUAAAAAUGUUAAAUAAUAAAAUUUAUGGUUAAAUCAAAACCUGUGUCAAUUGAAUAGUGUUAAAAUUUUUUUAAAGUUAAUUCUGUUUUUUAUUAUUAAGAAUCAAUAACAAGUUCUUUAUAAGAAGCAGUUAAUUCAAUCAAUAAAUUUAAAUAGUAUUAAAACUAAUACUAAUAAAGUAAUAUACUCUAAUAACUAAUAAAACGAAUAUAAUAUAAUCUAUAAAUGAAUUUUUAAAAAGUCAUUUUGCUUAGUUUUUAUUGUACAAUUUUAUUAUUUAGGAUAGCUAAUAUAAAGCACACAUUAGGAUCUCUCAAGGAGGCCAUUGAAGAAUACAAAAUCAUCCUUGUCAAGUUAGCAAGCUAUGUUCCUGUCUUAAAAGGUAUAGUAAAGCAUAGUGAUAUUCCCACAUCUGACAUUGAAAAUAAAUUUAUAUUAAAUUAUAGGAAUUGCUAAUCCACAUAUUAUGUUUGGAAUUGUAUUAGAUUACAUGAUUACUGAUGAUACAGCAUGAGAAGGUCUGCACCUAGUUUUUUUGGCAGACUUAGUAGUUAUGUGCAUAAAAGUAGCAUUAAUACUUAUAAUUGAAUGUUCAAAGAAUAUGUUUUAACAUUCCCAAUAAUUAUACAUUUCUAUUAAAACUCAACUUUUUAUUGAAAAACAGGUGUUGCUGAGAGUUUAAUCCAACUUGGCAGGCAAAACCUUAGCAACUGUCUUGAUGGACUGGCUCAGGACAAUUUUGAGGAAGCCAUCCUUUAUCUGACCAGGUUAAAUUUAAUUUAAAAUAUUAAUUAAAAUAAACGUGGGUGCUAUGAAAAUAAUAAAUAUCUCAUGCAUAUUACAGAUUUCAAAGUUUGGGUUACUUUUUAAAAUAUUUUUUUCUUUGGGUAAAUUAUUUUUAGUAUAAAGUGGAUUAAUUAAAGAGAUUUUGUAUUUAUUGACACUCGAGGAACGAUAACAGGACACUUUCUGAGGGAAACUCAAGAUCCACAACCAACGGGUACACUCUACAACCAACCACUUCUGUAUCUUGCAUAUGCUGAUGACAUAGCACUUCUAGGGAAAAGUAUUAAAGACAUAUCAAAAUCCUUUAUUGCAUUAGAAGACGCAUCUCUACAAGCAGGGCUGGAAGUUAACAACCAAAAAACAAAAUACAUGACCAUGAUAAGAGAUGAACAAACAGAUGAAACAAUUAAAAUUAGAAACCAAACUUUUGAAAAAAUAAAUCAAUUCAAAUACCUAGGAUCCUUGUUAAAUGAAAGAAACGAAUUACUAACAGAAAUAAAAGAAAGAAUAUCAGCCGGAAACAGGGCAUACUUCAGUAGUCAGAAAAUACUCAAAGUAAAAACACUAAAAGAGAAACAAAGAAAACUAUUUAUAAAACUGUGAUCAGUUUGUAACAUAUGCAAGUGAAACUUGGACCCUAACAAAAACAGCAGAAAACCUAUUAAACACAUGGGAGAGGAAAGUUCUCAGGAAAAUAUAUGGGCCAACAAAGGAUGAAUAUGGAUAGAGAAUACGAACCAACCAGGAAUUAUACAUUCUAUAUCAGGAUCCCACGAUAGUGGCAGAAAUAAAAAGAGGCAGGCUACGCUGGGCAGGACACCUAGAGAGAAUGCCAAAUGACAGAGGAACGAAGAGGGUGCAUUACCAAUACCCCAGAGGAAAAAGGCUCAAAGGCAGACGUAGCCUUAGGUGGAUAGAUGAUGUAGAAAAAGAUCUACAGCAACUGAAAGUCCAAGCAUGGAAAAGGAAGGCAUUAGUUAGGUCUGAGUGGAAGGAAGUGGUGAGGCAGGCCAAAGCCCUACAUGGGCUGUAGCCCUACAUGGGCUGUAGCCCCACAGGGAUGUAUGUAUUUAUAGACUUUAUUUAAUGAAUCUAAUUUUUUUUCUAAAACAGGGCAGCUUCCCAGAGGCCUGAUAUGUCUUGUCUAUGGAAGCUUUUAGGAGAUGCCUGCACAGCUGCCCAUUGCUUGGCAUCUGAUAAUUAUAGGUAAAAUAUUCUUCUGGAAAUAACUUUUCAUGGUUUCUCACAGAACACAAAAUAAUAUUUUAAUGAUAUAAAAGGGUGGAAGAAAAGCAAGGCUUGUUUCAAGGCUUGUAACAGUAACAGUUGUCUAUCUUGGAAUAUAUCGUAAUAAUUCUUGCUAAAUUAAUGGGCAGAUUGUGAAUAAAUUAUCAUUUUGAUGUGUGCAAGCGACUGUGAUUUUAACAAAAAUACUUCUAAGGUCUCAUGACCAUCCUGGGUUUAAAUAAAACCAAAUUUUUGUGUACGCUAUCAGUAUUUCUGAACCUUUUAUUUUGUUCAUGGCACACCAUCCUGUGCCAGUGAGUUCCUGGGGCAUGCCAAUGUACAGGUCAGCAACAGUGCGAUAGGAGACUAAGGGGACUAACAUAAGAGUCAUUUACAGUUUGAGAGCUUUGGUCAAGAGCGCACGCAGCUUGCAUUCGCCAGCCAGUUGUUUGUAGGCUUGCAGUUGUAACACCAUUUUGACAGUGCUCUGGCAUAUUUUGAGGUUGAUAUGUAAAUACGACACUGUAAGCCAAUAAUUCCCUUUAAAAAUAAAUUUAAGUUCUUCAAUAUUAUUCUCUUUUUCUUCUUUAAACACUACUGUGUUGUGGCACACCUGUUGAGAACCACUAUCAGCUUAAAACAAUAGCUCCCAAAUGUCUUUUUUGCUUAUGGUCAUGGCACAAAAAUUUUAAACUGUAUUAUGCAUCCAAUAAAAAAUAAUUCUUUAGCACACACCCCCCACUUUUAAAAAAUUUUUCCACCAAAGUUCUGGUGACAACCGAGGGUUAGGGAAUAACUGGCUUAAGAGUGUAGUGUUGGAGGGCAGCCCAACAGCGUUUAGGGGAAAAAUUAUUUAUGAUAAGUUUUAUUCUUAUUUUAAUUUAGUAUGUGUAGACUGAUUAAACAUUAGUAUAAGUGGCGGGAGAGUUAAGAUUUUAAUUUUUUAUUUACAUCAGUGUACCUGGUAAGCUAUUAGGUAAAUCGCAUGACUCACAAGACAAAGGACUAAAGCAAGUAAACAAGCUGGAGUUGCUGAAGAUUGGAGCAAGGUAGGAACUUUCUCUGUUAUUUGUUCAGUCUCUACACUCUCAUUUACAAAUAAUAUUAUCAAAAAAUUAAUUUUAUGAAUGUACAUGGUGUAUGAUUUGUCAUUAGGUGGUACAAUCAUUUUAAUUAUUACAAAAACAGAGGAAGAAAUAGCAGGUUAAUUCAGAGUCUUUUUUUACAAAAUUUAUUUCCGUCACAAAAUAAUAUAAAGAAUAACAUCAAAACCAUAAAAAAAUAGUUAAAUACCCAUCUCUGGGUAAAUAGCCUGGUGGUAUGGACAUGAUUGCCUAAUAAGGCAACUAUUCUUGGGGAGGAGGUCAACCAGAGUAAAAAAAGCUAAACCAUUCAAGCUGGAAGACAGCAACCAACUAAGGUUAUGAUAAAAAAUUGUCUGUCUACUUAUCUUACCAGUUCUUAAUGGCUGAGAAAGUCAAUGUCAAACAAUUUUAAAAAGAGAGAAUUUGUAUAAUCACAUUCAAUUUAUGUACAAUGUUAUUAUUUCUCAUUGAAUUUUUAACAAAUAAUCAUUAAUCUCUCUCCAAUGUCAACAUAUUUAAAAGUUCUUAAAGUAAUUUACCUGGUCUUAAUUUCAGCUGUUACAGUCAAGCAUUGAAAAUUUUCCCAGACAGUGGUUCAUUGUGGCAUGAUCUGAGUGUCAUCCUUUACCACCAGAGCAGCCAUAUUAGUUUAAGUGAUCCCACAAGUCAUGAUGGCCAAGCACUUCUAUCACAAGCAACUCAAGCUGUGAGAAAGGCUAUAAUUCUAGAACCCAAGGACUGGAGACACUGGAAUGUACUUGGUGUAAUUGCAUGCUGCAAUGGUGAGACAAAAAAGAAUUUUGUACACAUUAUAAUAAAUAUGCUCUUAAUUGUUUACACUAUUUGUGCCUUAAGAGCUCUUUGGCAUAAAAUAAAUUAUGUUUAACAAAACUAUUAAUAACUGAAACGAAGUGAAUAAUUUAACUGCUUUAAUUUAUUAUUCAUGAUAAUAAACAAGUGUGUAUUUUUCUGUUAAAUUAUUGCAUUCUUUUCUUUUUUUUUACAAACCUAUUUCAUUCAUGCAAAAAUAUAAAAUUUAUUUCAAAUCUAUUUGCUUUAUAGCUCUAUUCUUUUCCUUUCAUUUUUUCUGAGCUUAAUUACAAUUAUUAUAUAAUAUUUUGAUUUUUACAUCAGCCAAUUUCAAGCCAGCUUUAGCACAACAUUGCUUCAUUAAGUCCAUUGAAUGUGAAGCAAGUGUAAGUUGGUAGUUUUUUUGCACAAUUAAUCUCAUUUAGUAUUGUACAUAUAAUCAAAUAUUCCACUUGUUGCAAUAAAAAAAAAAAAAAUUAUUAAUUAAAACAGAUAUUUGAUGCUUGUUGAAGUUCUGCAAAUCAUUUCAAUACAUUUAAUUAAAGCUUAAUGUAAUAUUUACAGAAUGUUACGGCUUGGACCAAUCUUGGAGCUUUUUACUUAAGUAACAAUGAAAUUGAGGUAAUUUUGAUUUUAAAAUCACAACUCUUUAUGCUGUGUAUCCCCGAAACGAAGAUCACAAAAUCUUAAAAAUGCGAAUGAAAUUCUCCUUACUUUAUUUAUAUCUACUAAUUAAUACUACUUUGUUAAAAAUUUUAUCAGUUUGUGUGGUUCUGGUUCUGGUAAUGUUUCAUUGCUGCAUCCAUGUACUGGCAUCUUUGCAACGGUUGGGGGUAUGAUGUUGCUAUUCUAACAGCUCUUAGCUGAUGCCAGGGCAGCCUUGAAGCUGUGUGGUGAAAAUUUUCUUCAGUUGAAUGUCUCUAAAAAUAAAUAAAUUGUUGUUGAUUUUCUGAGGGGGAUUUGGCCCUAUUGCAAAUCUCUCAAUAAAUAAUCACACUGUAGAGCAAUUAGAGACAUUAAACACCUAGGUGUCACAAUUAAUAAAUAGCAAACUAUCGUAACACGGCCAUAUUCUGUAUAAAAAAGUCAACCAAAGACUUUUCUAUCUUAAAAAAAUGAACAAUUUUGGCUUUAAAAAAAAAGUUAUUAACUUAUUCUACACUGCAACAAUUGAAAGCCUACUAAACUUCAUUAUUACCUGUAAGCAAUGAGAAUUCAUUGUCUGACAUCAAAAACCGAUUGCAUAGACUAAUGAAGAAGGCUAGUAAUAUCAAACUAAACUAAACAUCCUUCACUUGAAUAACUAUUUGUAGCAAAAUGCUGUUGUAAAACUAAAAAAUUUUUUUAGAUGAUACCUCCUGCCCUCUUCAUCACAUAUACCUAAGAUCAUCUCUGUCAAGGCAAAUUCUUUCCUGUGAAGUUAGGACCAAAAGAUAUAAAAUUCUUUUGUUCCCCAGACUGUACAAAUUUACCAGAGUGCUUCCCCAGCUUUUGCGAAAUCUAAAUGAUCCCUUAUUAAGUCAUUAUUGUCACUAAAGGAGUUAACUGACGGCUGAUUUCUACGCUAGAGAAAUACUUUAGAUGUCUUGUGUUUAAAUUGUUAUAAUUGUAAAAUGUCUUAAUUAAAAUUUUUAUUUAUUUCUUUCCUGAAAAUGAAAAUUUACAAUUUACUGGUAAUAAAUAAUACAUUUACAUUUAUCUUAUUUUAUUUGAUGACAAUAUUUAAAUUAAUACUUACUUUUGUGGUAAACUAUUUUGUAAACGGUAAAGCCUUUAUUAUGUCAUAAGACAAGUUAUUUAUUUCAUGAUUUAAAACUCAUUAUGCUACCUGCAUGUCUUUUUUUAACCCUCAAACUGUGGUCGGCAGACGAAAUCGGCAGACAUUCUCAUUCUGUGCUGUGGUGGCCGAUAAAAAACACGGUCCUAUAGCAACUUCCAAUCCAAUAUUUAACAGAAAUUGUAGCCAUUUCCUUUUGUUAAUAACUAAAUCAACUUCUGGGUCAAGCUGUUUCUUGAUAACUUAGACUUAACAAUAAGUACUUUUUAAAGCAAAAAUGGCGGAAGCUAUGGCAGGGCCUUCAGUGCGAGAACUAAUAUAAAUAUUUUUGAAAGCUUUUUGGAGAGGAUUUAAGUGAUACUGAUGAUGAUUUUAACAUUCCCCAUGACAUCUCACUUCAGAUUCUUCUUUUCGUGAAUCUGAUACUAGUGUUAGUGAUACUGAAGUAGGCCUACUGAGGCUACUGUUUGACUUCGAGCCAGGCACCGAGGUUGAGCAAGGACUGACUAAAUUUUAGUCACAGAAGCUACAGAUUAUAGUUCAGAACUAAUAAAUUGUAAAGUUAAACAAACGAAAUCAGUUCCACAGUUCCUUUUUAAAUGUUUACUAGUCAAUAAUAAUUAUUUUGCCUGAGAUUUUGUAUUUUGUACUUGGUUUUAGCAGUGGUCCCUGUUUCUUAUAUAAAUGACCUAUAAUUGCUUUCAGAUGUGUAAUUGCAAUCAAAACCUUAGCAAACUAUACAUUUUCUGAUAGAUAAAUGAAUUGGCUACAACAUUUAGAUUGUGUUUUAGGUGUAUCAAAAAAAUUAAUGAUGUUAUGAGCACUUGAAAGCAAGACAUUUUGUAGAUUUUUUUUUUUGAGAACUAAAAAUAUAUACUUAUCGGGGUCUUGUAUCAAUAUUUCUAUGUCAUUUAAUGCAAUUUCAAAUGGCACUUAAAAAGCUCUGAAAAGUUCCACACCACAGAAUGAUGCAUGCCACAGUUGGAGGGUUAAUGUAAUGCAAAAUAUUUUUUUAUUCUGGAACAAAAAAACUUUACUGCAUAAUUUUAUUAUUUGAUUAUUUCUUAUUAAUUCAAUCAUCAAUUUAUAAAUUUAUUUUCUUUACAGUUGGCCCAUAAUGCCUUUAAAACUGCACAGAGCGUUGACCCAACAUACAUGGCUUCUUGGAUUGGUCAGGUAAAAUAGUGAAGAAAUGACUUUCUAAUUUAUUUGUUUUAACUUUUGUAUUAUGUCAUAAUAUAUAUAUAUCUGUAUAAACUUUCCAUCAUGAACUUUUAAGCCACCUCAGUACCCGGAAUCCAAAAACCUGAAAGUUGAAUAUAGAAAAUAAAAUUCCCUAUAAUUUUUAUCAAAGAUUAUCAGAUUAUUAAACUGCAAGAAUUGGAAUUUUUGUUAAUUUUGCAAAAUCAAUGUUUCAUUUCUCAAUAUUCAGGCUAUGAUAGCAGAGAUUGUUGACUCUGAAGAGGCAAUGGAUUUAUUCCGUCACACUACAGAGUUGGGAUUUCAUGUAAGUCCUUUUUAAACACACCACAUUUUAUAAAGUUUAGUUUCUUUCUAGCAUUACUUGACUAAAUAAGGCACAUUACAUCUUGCAUUCAAAGCCUUUCAAACUAUUACCUGUUUCAUCUCUGAAUAAUGUCAAGUAUACAACUCAUGCUUUCAUACGUUACUUUUCUGUUUAAUAAAAUAUUUGCUUUAUUUUUAUAACCUUGUUCUCUAACAAGCUGUUUUUUUUAUACAUGUUCUAAAAAAUAAUGGCAAUUUAUUUUGACUAGGUGGAAAGUGCUCUUGGCUAUGGCCAUUGGGUGUUAAGUGUUUUGGGUGAUUCCAGCAAGAGAGACACUGAAUUUUACCAGUACUGCAUACAGCAGAUGGCAGCUGUUCCAGCAGCAAUUGAUGCCCUUUCCAGAUAUACCUGUAAGCAUACUCAACUAUACUUGACCUUUCAAUUUGGCCAUCAUCUGUCUUUAUCAUUCUGUUAUACUCAAACAGAAAUUCUUCGUCUCUUAUAAUGCCUAUAAUGUUAAAAACAUUUUAAAAGAUUUUUUUGCAUUAAGAUUUUUUUUUUAUAAUGAAUGUUUAAAUAUUUAAAAAUCUAACCUAGAUUUCAUGUAACUUUUAUUAGGCAGAGUGAAGACUGAUCCCGUGGCUUACAAUAUGCAAGGUCUUUUAUUUGAGCAUGGGAAUCUCCUGAAGUCAGCUGUGACAGCACUGCAAAAGUAACUUUAAAGAUUAAUUGUUCUAGUAAAGGAAGGAUGUAAUUUUAAUGUAUUAAAAAGAUUGUGAUGUGAUUGAAAUUCUAUGCUAAUGAUCUUAAAAACAUAUUUUACUAAACAAUAAGCAGGAUGUAUGUUAAAUUAAAGAAAUGCAUUUAAAUUUAAUAACUUAGGAAUUUAUUUGAAAUAUUCUUUGUUAUUUAAGCUAAUGUCCAGGGGAGAAUUGGAUAAAUUACAAUUUGAUCAUCUUUUUAUUUUAUAGAGCUCUUGAGGUAGCAGAUCAACCAACUAUAAGGGAGUCUGUAAGAAAAAACCUGGCUAGAGUCCUAAGGUGAGAAACAUUCUUUAAUUAAAUCUGCAGCACAUUGAAUUUUUGUUACUCUUUACAAAUUUUAUUAUUAUUUUAUUAUUGUUGAUUAUAGGUAUAUUUUUGUUCUUUAAAAAGUAUUUCAAAUCCUUAAUUUGCUCUUGGAUACUUGUGAAUAAUUUGUAUUAGGAAGUUCGUACCAAAAAAUGGAUGCCUAAAUUAUAAACUGACUUUUUCUUAAAGCAAACUUGGCCAAUAUGAGGAAUCAGUUUCUCUGUUUGAGCAGUGCAGCUUGAGUUCAGAUGUAGAAAACUUGUGUUUAUAUGGACUUGCCUUAUUCAAAUCUGGGAAGCUGAUAGAAGCUUUUAAAGGUAGGUUGUUCAUUUAACUUUAUAAUUUAUGGUUUCAACAAUUUAAAGAAAGUAGUAUUUCAGUUAAUCUUUAUUAAAUUGAAAAUCUGUUAUAGUAAUUGGGGCCAUAAAAUCGGAUUGCAUUAAAAGCGGUGUCGCAUUACUGUGGUGUUUUGCGUAUUCCUUUGAAUAGCAAUUCAUGUAUGAAUAAAUAUAUGAAAUUUCAGGAGCCAUUCCACAACAACGUUAUAUCCAAUGCGUGUUAUAAUGUGGUUCCACUGCAUUUGUUUAAAAAACUGUUAGACUUUUUUUUUUUAAAGGCUAAAUGUACAUUUUGCCGGAUAUAUUAACUGUUAAAGAAGAUAGAUACUUUUUUCCAUUUUCUUCAGGCAAUUAGUAGCUAUUUAACUGAUUUUCUAAAAGAAAAAUCAAACAAAAUUAUUUCUCAGCUUUAUGGUUGUAAGGAAGAAGAAGUCUUCCUUCAGCUGCUUAGAUAAAAAUACAUUCUGGGAUUUGACCUGUAAGAGCCACCUUUACUCAAGGGUGCUAAAUUUCAACCGCCUCAAAGGAUGUGGAGAAAAUAGACAAAACAAAAAACUUAAAAUCACUGAACCAUUUUGGGGUCAUGGGUUAAUUUGAAUGGGGAAGCUGUUGUUAUAAUUCUGUGCUUGUUUUCAGUGUAUGGAGAAGUCCUUACAAUGGUUGAAGGCAAACCUGCAAUGUCACAGGUUUAUGCAGCUUUAGGGAUGGUUGCUUACAAGAUUGGGGACAUCAACGAGGCAAAGUCCCAGCUGUUUAAAGGGUAGAUAAUACAUUGAACAACUUAAAUCAAAUUUUAUGAUAUAAUUAUGUAACCUGAUGUUCUGAUAAAGCAAUUAUUGCAUCCGCAAGCAACUCUGCUGGUUUAUUUAUUUUAAUAUUCUAAAAGUAUAGGUAUUGAAUAAAAAAAAAAAUUCAAAUUGCCUAACAUCAAACACAUUUUAAAAAAAAAAUAUUUUUUUUUACAAAAGAUGAUUGUUAGUCAUUUUUUAAAAUAGUUUGAUGCAGUGUUUCCCAACGUGGGGCGCAGUUAAAUUGUUAACGGGGAAAUUCGAAAUUACGAAAGAUAUAUUGAUAAAGGAGACUUUGCUUUAAAAAAUGUUGUUCAAUAAAUCAUUAGAAAGCAUCACUAAAUUCAAUUCUACAGUGUAUCAAUGCUAUUAAAGCUAACGCCAAUUGUGAGCGUCCUUUCAAGCACAAAAUGCAGACCAUGAAGUAAGGUGGCUUUCAAAAGGAAACUGCUUGAAAUAUUUAUGGAACUAUUUGAUAUUCUUGGCAAUUUUUAAAGAGAGAAACCUGAAAUGAUUUACUUGUUAACAGUUGAUAGUAAAGCAUUUGUGAGUUGUAUAGCCGAUAUCUUUGAAAAAUUAAAUAUAUUAAAUAGCCAACUUCAAGGAGCAAAUAAAACUCUUCCCUGUGCAAAAGUGAAGAUAUUUGGUUUCACUGCAGUUAUUGAAUUAUAUCAGAAAUAUCUUUGUAACAAAAUUUUGAAAAGUUUCAUUGGCUCAAAAAAUGUGAAGUGACUGAUACAGCUCUACUUUUAUUGUAGAUCAUCUAAAAAUUUUGUCAGCUGAUUUAGAAGAAAGAUUUUUUUUAGGAAAAUUUAAUAUAAAAUGAGCGAUGCCAUUGCUUUGUAAGGAAACAGAAAUCAACUAUCCAAAAUCAACCAAAUGUGUGCAAGACAAGUAUUGUUACAGUUUCCAUCUUCAUAUUUAGCUGAAUGUGGAUUUAGUGCCAUAAGUGAUUUGCUGCUAAAAAAAAAAGAAAUUUGCUUGAUAAAACACAGCUGGGGAGACUUGAGUCUGAAACUAUCUAAAUUGGAACCUAACAUAAAAUCUCUGUGCAGCAAGCAUCAAAGGCACAUUUCUCACUAAAUUAGUCAUCUCACAAUAUAUUUGUGAUCUCUGAUUGUAUUUUAAAAUGAUUAAAUAACGAAUAAUAAAUGAAAUAAAAAGCAAUUAAAAUAUUUUAGAAAAAUCCUUUCAUUUUACUUGAAUUCAGUGAACAAUUCAUUUUAUGAAUCUUGAAAAUUAUAUAUAUAUAUAUAUAUAUUACAAAGGUUGAGCAUGGCACAAAAAAGGUUGGGAAACACUGGUUUAAUGAGUUCUUUGAGAACAGGUUGAUGUAAAUGUUAAAAUAGUUUAAUGAGUUGUUUGAGAUCAGGUUGAUAUAAAUGUUUAAAUCUGAUAAAACCACAUAAAUGAAGCCAGGAAUAAGUUCUUACACAAAAAUCUUAUAACACAAGUGAGCUUAAAGAAACAAAUAAAUAUAAAUAAUAAUUAAAGACUUUGUUAUUUUUCCUUUUUAUUUAGAUUUCAGACUGACCCCCCUUCUAUUCAUGGUCUGCUGGCUCUAUGUGCACUUGGCCUGCUUCAAGAGGACAUGACAUUAACUACGGCUGCCUUACAAGAAUUAUUAAAGCAAGAAGAUAAAGACAAAUUCUUGAAGGAUAUCAGUUUGCUGCAGAUGUAUAAGUUUUUGUUAGAGGUAAAUUGUCUAAUUUUUAACACAUCAAAUAGUAAAUAAAUCAGUCAACACAUGAGCACAUUUGAUAUAAUCCUGCAAGAGGCACUAUUGCAUCUCUAUUAGUUAUUUUUAAAAAAAUCUUUACUUUUUUAAUUAUUUUUAUUUACAUUCUCCUUUGAUUUGAAUGAACUGAUUCAUUUAUUCAUUGUGUUCAUUAUAAAUUUAAUAUUCAUUUUAAUGUAUUUUUAUUAAUUAAAAUUUUAGAAAAUUAGCUGUUACAUGAUCUUUAUUUACAUAUGUAUUACUACACGUUCUUUAUUUACAUGUGUAUUAUUACUAUAUAUAUAUUCACAUGUGUACUAUUACAAGAUCUUUAUCCACGACAUGUGUACUAUUAUAUCUUUCUUUAAUUAUGUAAUAUUACAUUUAUCUUAAUUUACUUGUGUAUUAUUACAAAAUCUUUAUUUACUUGUGUACUAAUACAAAAUCUUUAAUGUGUGUACUUUUACAAGAUCUUUAUUUGCAUAAAUAUUAUUAUAUCUUUAUUUAUGGACACACUAUUACAAGAUCUUUAUUUAUAUAUGUAAUAUUAUAAGAUCUUUAUUCCCCUGUGCAUGAUUACAAGAUCUUUAUUCACAUGUGUGCUAUUACAAAAUUCUUAUUCACAUGUGUACCAAAUGUUGAUCCACAGGAUGACAAAGAAGUAGGAUUAACUCAGCUUCAGGAAGUAGUUAAAGCCAACCCAGAAAAUGAGGCAGUUUGUUCUUUGCUUUGGAAUGUGACGCUUGAACUUGCUAAGAGCGUAGAUUACUCAAAAGCUGUUGAUGCUGCACUUACUUCACUAAGUCUAGGUGAAAGUAAAACACAGGUGCCUUGUAAUUUUUUUUUUGGCUGCUAUUAGAGAAAAUCAGUUAUUUCAUCUUGUCCAUACAUUUUGAAUUCUGUGGUUAUUUAUGUGGAAUCCCUUUUUCAGCAUUGAUUUUCAUCAUAUUUGAAAUCACAUUUAACAAAAAAAAUAAUUAUUUGAUUUGAACUUACGUGUGGUCAAAUACAAUCGCUGUGACAAAAAGGACGCUCAUUAUGCUUCAAUGAGAUAUGAUAUCUGUCUGGAAAGGAUGAAGAUAUCCUGGAGAAGACAAAGAGACUAGUUGAAACUGCCAUUACGUUAGGCUUUAACACUUUAUUUUCACAUAGUGCACAGAGUAAAAAAAAACAUUCCAUACACAUGAUUUUUCUCUCUGGUACAGGGAAAAAUAAGGUACCAAGGUGGUAAAAUUCAAUAACUUUGUCAAGUUGGAUGAAGUUUAUUUUACUUCGUUAAUUUAAAUACAGGACUCUGUAUUACUACAGCUAGCAACCUGUGAAAUACGUCAAAUUGCAUCUAAAAUUCUAUCGCAUUCAUCAUCAAUCCAUUUUUAACAAAAAUUUUAAUGAUCAAUGUAAAUAACUCAAAAUUUUUAAAAAAUUGUUCUUUAAACAAGCUAUUUUUAUUUAAAAGUUGUGAUCCUCUCAUUUGUGAAUGAGUGAUGUAAACAUGUGAAAAUGCUUGCAGAGCAAAGGGGAGAUUAUUAAUGAAUCAUUUUUUGUGUUGCUAUGUUAUAUGGAUGCUGUUUGGCAUCUUAUGGACAUAAAGUGUUGAAGUCAAAAAGUAAAAAAAACAGGUCAUGUGAAAAAAUUCUAGAGUGGAGAACACAAUUACCUUGAACAAAGCCUACUGGAAGAUGUGACAGUUUUAGUACCUAGAAAGGUCACAACAAGCUGGAAGAGCACUAGCAUAUCAGUACAGAAGCUGGAAGACGGCUAGCAUAUCAGCACAGAAGCUGGAAGACCGCUAGCAUAUCAGCACAGAGGCUUGAAGUUUUCACGGCUAAAGCCCUGAAGGAUCCAUAGAAUCUUCUGGCCAAUAAGGAACUGAGAUGUUGAUGAUGACUGAUAACUAUUGCAGUAACAGUACAGGCAUUUCAGCGGAGAAAGCUUGGUCAUGUUAUUAGAAUGCCAGUAAGCUCAGUCAGUAAAAGUACAGGCAUUUCAGCUGAGAAAGCUUGGUCAUGUUAUUAGAAUGCCAGUAAGCUCAGUUCCCAGCACAAAACUGAGUUAGAAAAGCCAGCGAAAAUUGAAACUGCAGAACCAAAUAACUCAAGAAACCUGGCACAGAACAACUGAAAAGGAUAUGCUGAAUCCUGAACCUGCUGAUAGCUACCCCAGAAGUAGCCGAUAGACAGAACUGGCAAUCCUUUGCCGUUGCCUAAGUGCAGGCUGAUAGAAUGAAAGAAUGAAUUUAUAUUGCUUAUAUCCUAUGUGACGCCUCAAUGUAUUUACUUGAGAAGAAUUCAUUGUUAUUAGUUUAUUAUUUUAUAAUAAAUUUUGUAUUAAAACGUUUAUAUUUAUAACUUUUAUUUAUUAAUGUUAUAUAUUAUCAAUUAUUUGUUAACUGUCAAUGUUUUAUUAGCAACUUUUCAAGAGUCUGGGUCAGCUGUUGCUGGGAUUCCAUCACAGAUUACAAAGUAACAAAAAUGCCUUCAAAACUGCACAAAGGGCUUUCCAUACAAAUCCAGGUUCGAUCAGUGUUAAUAAACAAACAAAUAUUGUUUCUUUCAAUAUUAGAAUUAUCCUCAAUUUUUAUUGAAAUGUUUCUUUGAGAAGGUUUGAUUUAUCCACACCUAAUACCAAAUACUAUUUCAUUUUAUUAUCUCUUUGGUUUUUUUAUAUUGUUAGUUUUGAAUUAUGACAGUAUUAUAAUGGAUCAUUAGAAUUUACAAAAAUAACGACCCAUACAGACAAACAGAGAUCCCUUCAAAUGACUUGAGGUUUUUAUACUUAUUUGACCAAUUUAGUCAUAGAAAGUACAUUGUACGUAGGGAAUGAAAAUAAUUACUAAAAUGAAAGUGAAUAGACAGAACGUUAGUUAACAUGCACUUUGAAUAUUGUUAACAUUUUACGCUCCUUGGCUUAACAAGCUUGAUCUUCACCAGCAUUCGACAUAGUUUCUUUUAUUUAUUAAUUUUAGGUUGUCUUUCAUCAUUGAGUGUUCUGGCUUGUGGUACUUAUGCUGAAGCAGUGAUAAGAAAAGCGCUGAAAGGCGAUGAUCAGCUGUUUAAAGUUGAGAAAGGUUUUCUAGAACUCCUACUAGAGAAGGGUAAGAAACAAGAACACAACAUUAUAUAUAUUACUUUUAAUAUAAAUCUGAAAUAAAAUAAGAUUCAAAUAGUUGCUUUAAUUUUGUGCAAAAACUUCAGUCUGCUUAGCAUUUAUCACCGCAAACACUGAAGUAUAAUUUAUUAUACUUUUUGGAAUUGAAAUAUAUGAAUUAUUUAUUUUUGUCUAAUUUUUAAAAUUUUGGCUAAAAUUUUAAUUUUUGUCUAAUUUAUUUUUUAAUGUAUUUAACUUUAAAAAUUUAAUCUCCUAUUUAGACCUCACUCCUGAACUUAAUUCAUGGUGUCUGCAAAUGCUUAUCAUUAACUCUAUUGAGUUGUGUGAUGCCAAAUCAGCCCAGUCAUUUUUGUCCAAGUUCCAGGACAAGAAAACUUUGGUGAGUUUAUAUGGAAUUGUGUCUGUAUUCUUUCUGUGCCAGUAAACCAAUGUGCUUGAAUCUUUUAAAUAUAACUGAAAAAAACAACACAUUUUUUACUCCAUUGACACCCAUUUGUGUGUGUGUAUGUGUGUCAGGAUACCACUGUUUAAUUCCACUCACAGGUUGGCUGUUGGGCUGAGAUAUCCAUAUCAGCAUAGUAUAUCUCAGUAGCUAGGAAACCUUAAAUGAUUUCAAACCAGCUUCUUCUUCUGGGUGUGAGAUAGACAACUCUACAAUUGCACAGCAUGGCUGCUUAUAAAAAGGACUAUCUUGUGUAUGCACCCCAGGAAAAUAUUUUAAGGAAUUUCUGUUACAUCUUUAAAACUUACGAUUGAAAGUUGCCUGGUAGUUUUGCUCUUAAUUUUCUUCAAACCAUUUUUUGCUGAUCAAUAAUCUUACCCUUCCAUGUUGUCGAGAUGAUAGAUUCUGUAUUAUUUUUGUUUGUUAUUUUCAGUCUAAAGAUGAAGAGUUGUUUGUCAAGGCCAUCACCUCCUGUCUCACAUCACAAACUGGCACAGGGGAAACAACAAAUCACAGUAUCUAUUCAAGACUUCAAAUCCUGGUAGGCAUUUUCAAUCAAAUAAAUACAUUAUUUCUGGGGUUUUCUUUUUUUAAAGUUUUAUUUGAAAUGUAGGAAAGAUAAACAUAUUUGUCUAUCUGUAGUAAUACACAUCAAUAAGUAUUUUUACUUUAUUUUGUUUUAAGAAUCAUCUUGAACUAGAUUGUUUCUUAAUUUUUUUUGGUGUUUUAUUCAUUUAAGAUAUUCUUGUUAAGUUUAGUUAAUAUAAACUAUUUCAAUAUUUGUUGUUCCCAUUGAUCAGGGGUUGGCAAAUUUUGAUUUCAAAGGGGCAAAUUGUGAAUAUUUCAAGCUCUGCCAAUCAAGAAGCAAACUUACUUAAGUAGGGGUUGUCAAAAUGUUCAUGUUGGUGGUUGAAAAUGCCAGCAAUGCAUUGCCACAAUAAAGAAAAGCUAGGGGGCGGGGAGAUGGUAGUCACUUUUUUAGCAUCACAAGGUGUCAUGUAAAUAAACAUUAUUACUGCCAAUACACUGGCCAGAUGUCACAAAAAGUGGGGAAGGGGGUUUUAAUUGUGUAUUAGUGAGGGAUUGGUGUAAAGGAGUCAAUAUUUGGUAGGUGGGUUUAAAUAUUAGUAUAAAGUGAAUUGCUUGACAUCACAGUGGAUAUCUUCAAGUGGUGUACUACAAGUGCUAACAGUCGUAAAGUAGUGUAAAACGUAAAAUGCUUUUUUUUUUUUUUUAGCUCAGGGGUUCUAUAAAAAGAGAUGGUGCGCUGGAUAAGGCCCAUCCUUUGCCAACCCCUGUCAUAGAUAAACAUAAGAUUUAUUAGUAUAAAGUGAAUUGCUUGACAUCACAGUGGAUAUCUUCAAGUGGUGUACUACAAGUGCUAACAGUCGUAAAGUAGUGUAAAACGUAAAAUGCUUUUUUUUUUUAGCUCAGGGGUUCUAUAAAAAGAGAUGGUGCGCUGGAUAAGGCCCAUACUUUGCCAACCCCUGUCAUAGAUACACAUAAGAUUGAAGCAAAUAUAAAUGAAUUUGAAGCAAUAAAGUUAAUCUUCUCUUUACUUCAUCAUGUAGGAUUGAACUUUAAAAAAAAUGCAAUCAUUAUUUUAAAAAUAAAAUUUUAAGUACUUAAGCCACAUUUUUUUCAGACAAAAUGAGACAUAAAAACAUGUGAUUUAAUAAUUUAUGUAUACUUUUGAAUUUUUAAAACGUAUUGCAAAAUAUUCUGUUCAGGUGAACUAUGCUUUGUGUUACAAACAUAAACGAUUUGAUGAAUGUUUAAAGACAAUGAAAAUGUUAUCUUCAAAUGCUGUACCAAAUGGGUAAGUUUCAUAUCACCUGUUGCUAUGCAGCAAUAAUAAUGUAUUGUAUUCAAUCGUAUUCAAUUAUGAGGUUGUACCAGAAAUGGGAAAAACAAACAUUUAAUAUGGCUUAGAAAUUUGUUUCAAAUUUAAAAAAUACGGACCAUGGGGCUCUUGUCUUGUAAGUGCAAGUCAAAACAACCUUAAGCAAUGCUUUAUUUGCUUGGAAAUGUUGUAUCUUACACAGUUACAAAAGUACAGGACAUUAUAUAUUUUAGCUACCUAAAAAAAGAAUUGGCAGUAUAUCUAUAUGUAGCUUAAGGCAACAAAUAUUUAAAAGCAAAUAAAUUAUUCAGGGGAUUUAAAAAUUCAUGAUAAAUUCUGUAUUUUAUUAACAUUGUUCUCUUUCUUAAAUUAUUUUCUAUAGAUUUUAUUGGGAAAGAAUAUCACAUGCUGUAUUUUGUGGUCUCCAGGUUAGUUUUAUUAUUUAUGCCUUUUACUCUCAAUUUUUAAGGUAAAUUUUGCAACAAUAAUUAUGAUAAUGAACUCAAAGAAUUAGCUCUUUAGUUUAUUGAUGUAUUGUAUAUCAUUAUUUUAGAAACUCUACUAAUUAACAUUUAAUGGACUAAGUAAUUGAAACAUAAACUUAAUAAACUUUUUUUUACAGGAAAUACCAGAUGACUCAAAUUUUCAACAGACCCUUGAAGAAGCACAAAGUCUGAAUAGUCAGGAGUUGAAAUCACCAAUAAUUUCUGUGAUAGGGGCCAUCAGAGCCCUUAGUGCUGAUGAUAAAAAGUAUGAUUUUUGUCAAGUGAAUAUUUCUUUAUCAUAAUAUCUAAAUAUAUGAAGUAUGAAGUUUCUUAAAAAACAUGUGAUUUCUAAUAAUUGCCUGCUGAUUAUCUCAAAUAUUUUAUGUAAUUCCUAUUUUUAUAAUCUUUAUAUCAUUAUAAAUAUUUUAUUAUGGCAUGGUUAAUGCAAAUAAUUAAAGUCCCUCCAAAACAAAAUGUUUUUCACUUGAUUAAAGUGUGUAGGAACUCAUAAGCCUCUCAUUAACACCAUCCCUGAGACUCAUCAAGAAAGAAACAAAAAUAGAGCUAUCAAUGCAAGAUGAAUUUUUAAAAAAAAUGCAUUUGUAAUACUUAAAAAAAAAAAAAAAUUCAGUAUAGACAUUAUAGAGUGCAGUUUGAGAACAUGGGAUGGCUUGUUUUUGUGUUUGAACAAUUAUUUUGAUAUUGUUUCAUGAUAUUGGCCUCAGUUUAAAAUUGUUAGGUUAAUCAGAAUAAUUUGUCUCUGUUAUUAUUUAACAUGCUGAAAGUGAAUCUGUAAAAAUUUAUUUUAAUUUGUUUAGGAUCAAUAAGAAAUUCUAUUGUAUAUUGUAUUUAAAAAUCAACUUUUAAUAUAUUUAUCCAUGUUCAUUCUUUUAAUAUGAAAGUUUGAAAAUUUUCAAAAUAAUAUUUUUGCAAAAAUUUUCUCUAAUAAAUUUUUAACAAUUUCUGUUCUCUUCAGGCGUGCUAAAUACUUUUUUGCUACAGCAUUAGAUCAAGUUGAUCCAGACAGAGAGAUUGGUUACUGUAGCUCCUUGGUCAGGCAGUGGCUUGUCAAACUUUUAUGGGACUCAGCUAAAGAGGGUGACCAGAAGUUAUUAUCUGUAAGUUACCUUGCAAAUGUUGAGGCAUUGAAUUAAUAUUUAAAUUGAAUAUAAUAGUUGAUCUAAUUAUUUUUUAACUAUAUUUUUUAUGGCACAUUUUAAAAUUCUAAUAAUGAAGGGAGUUUCUUUUUCAUUCCCUACCUAAAUAGUUUUUAAAAGAAAGACUUUUGAGAUAGCUUUUGUAAUUUAUUUUCAUAUUUGACUGCAUAAACAAUUUUGUUUAUUCCCAAUAUGAAGAGACACAUUAAGGACAUUUAAGAUUGAGAUAAGCUUGUUGAUGAUAUGAACUCCAUUUUGUUGCUGACAAUACUUAUACUCAUUUUGUUAAUACUCAUUCACAGGCUCUGAUGGAUGAUGCAAAAGAGAAAAGGGACACUAAAGCCUUAGAAUUAUACAAGGAAUUAUUAACCAAGAAAUAACUAUCAUGUUGUAGUUGAAAAUAAACCUGUUAAAAUGUGAUCACAUCAUUUUAAGAACAUAUCCUUAUAAUGAUUAGUUUUUAUAGAGAUAAUUUGCUUCAGAGAUUCUUUUAUAAGUUGAAUAUAUUAUAAAGACCCUGCAUUAUUUCUGAAUAAAAAAGACAUUAUGUAUUAGUUUCUUUUUAAGGAUCCUUAAAUUAUUUAUUUCAAUCUGCUUCCUUUGCAUGGGUUUAAUAUGUAAAGAGAAGUCUCUUGUGCUUAUAAAUUGUACACAAUUUAUCAAGUUAUUGUUUUGUUUUGCCGCAAAAGUUUUUUUGGGUUUAUUCUGUAGACUUCCUGUUAAAAUUGUUCUAGACGUAGGACUUUUGUUUGUUUGCUUUAGGUGGAUGAUUUCUUUAAAAAUACUUUAUAAUCACAACUCCCCCACCCCUCUCAUCUUUUCAACCAUUAUAUUUUGAUGGGUAAACUUAAGUUCUAAUGAUUUACAUUGUUUCAGAAUAUUGCGAACACAAAGUCUAAACUAAACUAGGUAAAAUCUAAUAAAAAAAGGGAUUCAAACAAUAUUCACAUGUAUUAGCUUGCUAUUGCUAAUUGAUUUAUAGUAACAUGUAACUAUUUUGAUUUUUAUGUUUAUGAUAUUUGUGCAUUUAAAAAAAACCACAUAAAUAUUUGUAUUUUAAGACGCUACCUAUUUUUGAAAGAAGGCAAAACGAAACAUAAAUCAAGUAACAAAAAAAAAAAAGAAGAAAUAAAACGAAUGAACAAGUGAAAAUCUUCAAUUGUUUAAUAUU